AUGGAGUCAGGAUUCGCCUCGGCCGAGGGCACUGUGAGGGUGGAAUCCGCUGGGAAACAUCUGUAUGGAUUAUUUCAUUGCAACCCCACGAUGCUUGGACUUGAAGCACUUCCAGAUCCCAUGGACACCUGGGAGAUUAUAGAGACCAUCGGUAAAGGCACCUAUGGCAAAGUCUACAAGGUCACAAACAAGAAAGAUGGGAGUCUGGCUGCAGUGAAAAUUCUGGAUCCGAUCAGUGACAUGGAUGAAGAAAUUGAGGCAGAAUACAACAUUCUGCAGUUUCUUCCUAAUCAUCCCAAUGUGGUGAAGUUUUAUGGGAUGUUCUACAAAGCGGAUCACUGUGUGGGAGGACAGCUCUGGCUGGUCCUGGAGCUGUGUAACGGGGGCUCCGUCACGGAGCUCGUCAAAGGCCUGCUCAGGUGCGGCCAGCGGUUGGACGAAGCAUUGAUCUCCUACAUCUUGUACGGGGCCCUCUUGGGCCUCCAGCACCUGCACGACAACCGGAUCAUCCACCGGGACGUGAAGGGGAAUAACAUUCUUCUGACAACAGAAGGAGGAGUUAAGCUCGUUGACUUUGGUGUCUCAGCUCAACUCACCAGCACACGUCUGCGGAGAAACACAUCUGUUGGUACCCCAUUCUGGAUGGCCCCUGAGGUCAUUGCUUGUGAGCAGCAGUAUGAUUCCUCCUAUGACGCGCGCUGUGACGUCUGGUCCUUGGGGAUCACAGCCAUUGAACUGGGUGACGGAGACCCUCCCCUCUUCGACAUGCAUCCUGUGAAAACACUGUUUAAGAUUCCAAGAAACCCACCACCCACUUUACUUCAUCCGGAAAUGUGGUGUGAGGAAUUCAACCACUUUAUUUCACAGUGUCUUAUCAAGGAUUUUGAAAAGCGGCCUUCCGUCACUUGUCUCCUCGACCACCCGUUCAUUAAAGGAGCCCACGGAAAGGUUGUGUUUCUGCAGAAACAGCUGGCCAAGGUGCUCCAAGACCAGAAGCAUCAAAACCCCAUUGCUAAAACCAGGCAUGAAAGGAUGCAUACCCGAAGACCCUAUCAUGUGCAGGAUGGUGAAAAAUACUGCUUGGAGGACGAUUUGGUCAAUCUGGAGGCUCUGGAUGAGGAUACAAUUGUUCAUCAGCUGCAGAAGCGCUAUGCAGACUUGCUGAUUUACACAUAUGUUGGAGACAUCUUAAUUGCCUUAAACCCCUUCCAGAAUCUAAGUAUAUACUCUCCACAGUUUUCCAGGCUUUAUCAUGGGGUGAAACGUGCCUCAAAUCCCCCCCACAUAUUUGCAUCAGCCGAUGCUGCUUACCAGUGCAUGGUUACUUUCAGCAAAGACCAGUGCAUCGUCAUCAGCGGAGAAAGUGGCUCUGGGAAGACAGAAAGCGCCCACCUGAUUGUUCAGCACUUGACUUUCUUGGGAAAGGCCAACAACCAGACCUUGAGAGAGAAGAUUCUGCAGGUGAACCCCCUGGUGGAAGCCUUUGGGAACGCAUGCACUGUCAUCAAUGACAACUCCAGCCGUUUUGGCAAAUAUCUGGAGAUGAUGUUUACACCAACCGGAGUCGUGAUGGGGGCAAGGAUCUCUGAAUAUCUCCUUGAAAAAUCCAGAGUUAUAAAACAGGCAGCAGGAGAGAAAAAUUUUCACAUAUUUUACUAUAUUUAUGCUGGUCUUUAUCACCAAAAGAAGCUUUCUGAGUUCAGGCUUCCCGAGGAAAAACCUCCCAGGUACAUCGCUGAUGAAACUGGAAGCGUGAUGCACGACAUCACUUCCAAGGAGUCUUACCGAAGACAAUUUGAAGCAAUUCAGCAUUGCUUCAGGAUUAUAGGGUUCACUGACAAGGAGGUGUACUCAGUAUACAGGAUCCUGGCUGGAAUUCUGAAUAUUGGAAACAUUGAGUUUGCAGCCAUCUCCUCUCAGCAUCAGACUGACAAAAGUGAGGUGCCUGAUGCCGAAGCUUUGGAAAACGCUGCCUCUGUUCUGGGCAUCAGUCCGGAAGAGCUGCAGGAAGCCCUGACCUCCCACUGCGUGGUCACCCGCGGCGAGACCAUCGUCCGCGCCAACACUGUCGACAGGGCUGCCGAUGUCCGCGACGCCAUGGCCAAAGCCCUGUACGGGAGGCUGUUCAGCUGGAUUGUGAAUCGCAUCAAUACGCUCCUGCAGCCGGACAAAAACAUAUGUCACGCGGACGACGGAAUGAACGUGGGGAUCCUGGAUAUCUUCGGGUUCGAGAACUUUCAGAGGAAUUCCUUUGAGCAGCUCUGUAUCAACAUCGCCAACGAGCAGAUCCAGUACUACUUCAAUCAGCACGUUUUUGCUCUUGAGCAGGUGGAGUACCAGAGCGAGGGCAUCGAUGCGGUGCCCGUGGAGUAUGAGGACAAUCGGCCUCUCCUGGACAUGUUCCUCCAGAAACCCCUGGGCCUGCUUGCACUUUUGGAUGAGGAGAGCCGGUUUCCCCAAGCAACUGACCAGACCUUGGUUGACAAAUGCGAAGACCAUCUGCGAUGCAAAUACUUCUGGCGGCCCAAAGGAGUGGAGCUGUGCUUUGGCAUUCAGCACUAUGCUGGCAAGGUGUUAUAUGAUGCUUCUGGGGUUCUUGAGAAAAACAGAGACACUCUCCCAGCUGAUGUGGUUGUGGUCCUGAGGACAUCCGAAAACAAACUUCUUCAGCAACUCUUCUCAAUCCCUUUGACCAAAACAGGUAAUUUGGCCCAGACCAGAGCCAGGGUGUCGGCAGCCUCAAGAUCAUUGCCUCCCCAUUUCAGUGCUGGGAAAGCCAAAGUCGACACUCUGGAGGUGAUACGGCACCCAGAAGAAACCACAAACAUGAAGAGGCAAACCAUGGCUUCAUACUUCCGGUAUUCGCUGAUGGAUCUGCUCUCCAAAAUGGUGGUGGGACAGCCCCACUUCGUGCGCUGCAUUAAACCCAAUGACCACCGAGAGGCCCUGCGGUUCUCCAGAGAGAGGGUGCUGGCCCAGCUUCGCUCCACCGGAAUCCUGGAGACAGUCAGCAUCCGCCGGCAGGGCUACUCCCACCGCAUCCGCUUUGAGGAGUUUGUAAAAAGGUAUUAUUACUUGGCAUUCAGAGCACAUCAGACGCCUCCUCCCAGCAAAGAGAGCUGCGUUGCUAUCUUGGAAAAGUCCAGAUUAGAACACUGGGUUCUGGGAAAAACAAAGGUUUUUCUCAAAUAUUACCAUGUUGAGCAAUUAAAUUUGCUACUGCAAGAAGUCCUGGGCAGAGUGGUUGUGCUGCAGGCAUAUACCAAGGGCUGGCUCGCGGCCAGGAGAUACAAGCGAGUCCGAGAGAGGAGAGAGAAGGGGGCCACGGCCAUCCAGUCAGCUCGGCAGGGCUGUGUAGAUCACAAGAGUUAUCUAGAAGUGGAAUCCAACAGCGGUCAAGCAGACACAACAAGCAACUCUUCUGCUGUCACUGAGAAAACCCGGUUAGCGCAGUGA
Lepus europaeus (European hare) is the source of this 3456-nucleotide messenger RNA. It is a transcript of the gene MYO3B, whose product is annotated as myosin IIIB. NCBI's taxonomy places the organism in Eukaryota, Metazoa, Chordata, Mammalia, Lagomorpha, Leporidae. Gene Ontology annotation, molecular function: protein binding; cytoskeletal motor activity; protein kinase activity. Gene Ontology annotation, biological process: protein phosphorylation. Bases 1 to 3456 code for a protein of 1151 amino acids. The record is from RefSeq and is a predicted model, not a curated record. Gene Ontology annotation, cellular component: myosin complex. The transcript has 29 exons.